UAAAGGUGCCUUGUAAAGUGAUAUCAUCCGAUACUGAAAAUAUAUACGGAUUGCUAAAAAAUUAUUUUCGUGUACCAGUUCAAAAUGACAGCUGUUCUUAUGAAAACUUCCUUACAGCUGCAGCAACAGCUUUUGGUUGUUGAAGCCUGUAAUAUUAUGGAUUUCAGAAUUUUGAGGCGACAAAUUAAGACGUCUAAUUCAGUACUAUCUGUACUUCCAAAUCUUAUGUACAUUUUUGACCGAAAUGCUAAACUUUUUCAAAGAGAACGUGCAGCUCAGGCAAAUGAUGUACAUGUAUAUGAUUAUAUAAAAGAUGAAGUGGGUUCUAGGCUCGCAGACAGAGUUUUCGAUAUCAAACGAAAAUUUGAUUGUGUCUUGAAUCUGGGGUGUGGACGUGGCCACGUGUCCAAGAAUAUUACAAAUGAAACUACAAAUGAACUCAUACUUUCUGAUUUGAGCCCAAGCUGGCUACAGCAAGCUUCUACUGCAAAAGGCAUUAAAGUUAAAAAAAUUGUUUCAGAUGAAGAAGAACUUGCAUUUAAAACGAAUAACAUAGAUUUCAUCAUAAGCUGUCUGAGCUUACACUGGGUCAAUAACUUACCCCACUGUUUGAAUAAUAUAAUAAGAAUCUUGAAGAACGAUGGUGUAUUCAUGGCUGCAGUUUUUGGUGGUGAAACCCUUUACGAAUUGAGAGGUGCUUUGCAUUUGGCCGAGUUAGAGAGAGAUGGAGGGAUAGCACCCCAUAUUUCACCUUUCACUGAAAUUAGAGAUAUUGGCAGUCUAUUGACAAAAGCAGGAUUUGCAAUGUUAACAAUAGAUACUGAUGAAAUUGUUGUUGGAUAUCCAACUAUGUUUGAAUUAAUGUGGGACUUGAAAG
Messenger RNA from Copidosoma floridanum, 877 nucleotides. Its product is annotated as arginine-hydroxylase NDUFAF5, mitochondrial. Gene Ontology annotation, cellular component: mitochondrion. Lineage: Eukaryota; Metazoa; Arthropoda; Insecta; Hymenoptera; Encyrtidae. Gene Ontology annotation, biological process: mitochondrial respiratory chain complex I assembly. The record is from RefSeq and is a predicted model, not a curated record.